Molecule: messenger RNA, 1085 nt
Organism: Polistes dominula (European paper wasp)
Lineage: Eukaryota; Metazoa; Arthropoda; Insecta; Hymenoptera; Vespidae
Product: ciliogenesis and planar polarity effector 2
Molecular function (GO): GTP binding; GTPase activity
Source: RefSeq, a predicted model, not a curated record
AAUUUUAGAUGAUAUCGUUAUACAUUCUCGAUAUAUUGAUAAAUAAACCUAAUACCAAAAAUCGAAAUCGAUUCUAGUCGAUUAUUAUAAUUGACACGAAUUGAAUUAUACUAUUUAAUAUCAUCAUGAAUGCAAUAAAUAUGAACUGGUUAAGCUCAGCUGAGGGUGAAUCUUUAAUGCAUCAUUUUUACAUUAAUUCAUCAAAAAAGAGACGAUUUUAUGGUAUCUUGGAAAAACCAUCAUUGCCAUCUUCCAUCGAGGAAGUUACUUAUAAAAUUUUUAUGAUUGGUAGAUCAGGUGUAGGAAAAACUUCUGUCAUAACACGUUUAGCUGGUUUUCCAGAACCUAAUAAUUAUAUUGAAACUAAUGGUAUCAAAAAAACCAAUGUUUUUUGGCCGGUGAAAAUCUGGGAUAAAGUUAUACUAUUUAAAUUACAAUUCUGGGAUACAUCAGAGAGCAGUAUUAAAAAAUAUAAUCACAUCUUACCAGCAUGUAAAGAUAAAGUAGAUGCAGUAUGUUCUGUCUUUUCCUUCGAUGAUGUAACGAGUUUUAACGACAUACCUUAUCUGAUAAACACGAUGAGUACGAUCAAAGAAAAACCAGCGAAUAUAGUAAUCGGCACAAAAUUUAAGCCAUGGUCAAAUUCGAUGGUAGAAGAAACUCAAGUUAAAGAAUUCGAAGAUAAGUGGAAGGUGAAAAUUAUUAAAAUUGAUUCGAAUAAAUUAACAAACAGAUCAGAACUCUUUGACUGUUCUUACCAACUUAAUACUAUUUGCAAUAUUUUGUGGAAUAGAGAUAAAGAAUUUAUAUCCAAACAAAUUGUUCAAAGUUGAAAAUUGUUGUUACUUAUUUUUUUAUAAUUUUAAUUAUAUUUAAUUUAAAAGUCAUGUAAUUAUUAGAUUGAUCAAUCAUGAUUUAUGAAAAUUAAUAUCUAAUCAUAUCAUAGCCAUCAUGACUACAUUUUGACAUUUACACAGGAGCAUUGGUAAUGAAUGGAAGUGUUAUAGUUCAAGAUGGUUUUGAAUUUUUAAAUGAAAAAUAACAAAUUUUUCUCUUCAAAUUAUAUAUAUAAGACUGUGUAAGAU